AUGAAAAAGGUGGAGAAGCACUUGGCCCAGUGCGGCCAUGCGGCUCGGGGCUUCUCCAGAUAUUCCCAUAAGCAACCCAUUCAGGAGAAAAGAAAGAGACCAUCCCUUUUUGGCACUAUGCGGGGUAUUCACUUUCGUGAUAUGUUCCCCAAAUGGAACACUAUAACGAUGGAAUAUGCUCGAAAGAAAGAAAAGAACGUAGAGAAAAUGGUAAAAAGAACUUUUGAAGAAUUGCGUAUCAAGUAUGAGGAGGUAAGAAUGAAAUAUCAGGACACCUUAUCCAUUUGGAAAGACGAAAAAACGAAAAUUAGAAAAAGAGUUGUCCCAUACUUCUUGAAGGGGAUGUUCAUGAGAAAUGUAGCUUCUGAUGGACGAUACGUAAAAACUGUCCUACAUAAAAUUUCCUUUGAAGGAAAAUUAUUCUUACAAAACUUGAAGCAUGUCUGUCGAAGCGCAAAUAUACCAUAUUACAGAAAUGUCAUUCAUCACCACUAUAGGAAAGCACCUGUGACGUACACAUUGAUGUCAUUGCACCUUUUGGUUUUUCUUCUUUGGAUGAGUGCAAAACCUGGGGAUUCUUACAACUAUGUUUCGAUGCCCGGAGGUUUUUACUAUCCCAGUUCAAAUGUCUAUUCCCCCUUCGGGGUUAACAAUGCGUCGUCCCGUUCUUCUUCCUCCUUUGGGUUGUUCAACUUCCUAACCACUGAAUUUAUGUAUAACCACUUCUGUUGUGGAGCCCAACAGCUCAGGGAGAGGAAAUUAUACACACUCAUAACCAACCUCAUCAGUCACAACACUGUGCAGUCUCUUCUACUGAACACCAUUUCAUUGUUCUACAUUGGGAGGUCUUUCGAGAUGAUUAUUAAUUCGAGGAAUUUCUUUCUAACAUAUUUUAUCAGUGGGAUGAUAUCAUCGUAUAUACAGAUUUGUUACCAUAAAAAUGGGCGCUCCUCUUCCUAUGGGAAUGUUUAUGUCCUGGGGGCCAGCGGUAGCAUCAGCUCCAUCCUUACGACGUACACCCUCAUGUUUCCCAAGAACAAUAUUUACCUUUAUGGGGUUCUAGCACUUCCCCUGGCCCUAUUCACGUCCCUGUACUGUGCAAACGAGGUCUACUGCGUACUGACGGACAAGAAGGACAACACAGGUCAUAUGGCACACCUCACGGGGAUGUUCCUGGGAAUGCUUUACUAUUAUUUUUACGUUAAGGGGAGAGUAGUCAUGUAA
Messenger RNA from Plasmodium knowlesi strain H, 1224 nucleotides. RefSeq names its product rhomboid protease ROM9, putative. Gene Ontology annotation, cellular component: membrane. Bases 1 to 1224 code for a protein of 407 amino acids. Lineage: Eukaryota; Apicomplexa; Aconoidasida; Haemosporida; Plasmodiidae. The record is from RefSeq and is a predicted model, not a curated record. Gene Ontology annotation, molecular function: serine-type endopeptidase activity. The transcript is spliced from 3 exons.